GAAUUCAUAGCAAAAACAGGCGGUGACGGACCCGCAAAAUUUCUAAGAACCGCCGGCCGAAAAGUAUUUUGUGACGAAUUGGCUUCUGCUUACAGCUGGAAGGGGACCAGCUUAGUGCCAAGCGCCGAAAAGUGCUUUCUAAUAACAACGAUUAAAAAUAUUGGCCAUCUAAAAUACAAAAGCACAGACCAGGAAAUGAACGGUGUGCUUCAAAAGCAUUUUGUGCAUGCUAAAGACAGGAUAGCAAAACGAAAACUAACGAGAUCACUGCAAGAAAAAACGGGGAAGAACUCACGCAAUUGAUAAAAUGGAUUUUUUAAUUUAAGUACUUUUAACUUUUAUACACAUAGGGACAAAAGUAUUGGCACAGAGAACUUUU
This is a messenger RNA of Rhagoletis pomonella (apple maggot), 379 nucleotides long. RefSeq lists its product as uncharacterized. Lineage: Eukaryota; Metazoa; Arthropoda; Insecta; Diptera; Tephritidae. The record is from RefSeq and is a predicted model, not a curated record.